Molecule: messenger RNA, 1460 nt
Organism: Cotesia glomerata
Lineage: Eukaryota; Metazoa; Arthropoda; Insecta; Hymenoptera; Braconidae
Product: dynein regulatory complex subunit 2
Exons: 2
Coding region: 96-1460 (454 amino acids)
Biological process (GO): regulation of cilium movement; axonemal dynein complex assembly; cilium-dependent cell motility
Cellular component (GO): axoneme; axonemal dynein complex
Source: RefSeq, a predicted model, not a curated record
UUUACGUCGUAUUUUAACAUCAAGUUUAUGUAGUAAAUUAAAUAUAGUAAAAGGAUUUAAAUACUAAAAGUUAAAAUUAGUUUAUUUUAAUAAAAAUGCCGGGAAAGAAAAAAAAUAAAGGAUCAAAAUUAGGAAAAAUGAGUGAAGAAGAACGAUUACGUUAUCUUCAGCAUCGAGCUGAAGUAGAAUUAGAAGCUAAACGACGAAAGCAGCAGCUUAUUGCCGGUUUUACUAAAAAUAAAUUAAAACGUGAGGAGGCAUUUUCUCGUUUAAAUCAUGCUAAAAUAAAUGAACAGUGGAGAUUCAAAUUACGGGAAUUUAAAUCUCGGGAAUUAUACGAUCAGGUUGAGUAUCUAUGGAAUUAUUUUGAUGAAACAUUUAAUAAAAAAAAUUCAAUAAUUGAUAGACUUUACCAUGAAUUGGAAAAUUCAGAUGUUAAUCAUCGCCGUCUUCAACAAGUACAUAUUUUAAUGAUUGAUAAAUUGAUUGAUAGUCAUAGAAAGAGACUUGAGGGCUUACAUAAUAAUUAUAUUAAAUAUUUAAUGUUGAUAAAAAUUGGAGAGUUUAAUGAAAUGGGCGAGGCUAAACGAGAAUUAAUUGAUAGUUGUAAACAUUUAGAAACUGUUAUUUAUACUGAAAAUUAUUUAAUAAAUAAUAAAUUAGUGAAAACUAUGACAAGAAAUGCUAUCAAUACCUACAAUAUUGAAUUUACAAAAAUUAAAGAUAUUGAUGAAAUUCGAAAAAAAACAGGAGAUAACAUUUCUAAAUUAUGGUUUAAAUUAAGACAAACAAUUGCCAAUUAUGAAAAUAAAACUAAAAAUCUAAGACAAGAGUAUGAUAAUUUAAAAAAAUUUGAUGAAAAUCACAAAAAUAAAACAAUUCAUUUUCCACAACUUGAACAUUUUUUGACAUCAACAAUAGACAUUUUAAAAAAUCAAGAAAAUUUAUUGACAGAGACGCGAAAUAAAACUAUUAAAGAUUUAGAGGUGAAAAUUGAAAUUUUUAAUAGACGUGUUCUUAAGCUGAGAGAUAAAUCAAGUGUUGAUAAAAUUACCGAUAACGUACAAUUAAAAAGAUUAAGUGUUGUUAGUGGAAAAGUAAUUGAUGAUUUGAAAAAGAUUGCGGAAAAAAGGCAUACGGUAACUCUACUAAUUAAUUUGUGUUUAAAUAUUGAGCCCUUUUUAAUAGGCAAGUGUACACAAUUUAUUAAUCAAGAAGAAACUGAUGAUGACGAUGAUGAUAAUAAAGAGUUUAAUUUAGUGACAAAAGACCAGUCAAUGAUUGCUCCUUACAAUCUUUUAGAUUUAAACUUUUGGAAAGCAUUUAAUUAUGUCAAAGCGGAAAAUUAUAUUCGGAAAAAACAAUUAAGUAAAGCGAUUGCUGAAAAUAAUAAAUUAAAACGUUAUAUGAAAUCGUACUUUGGGGCCGUAACUCGAGCAACUUCUAAAUUAAUUGAUUGA